Molecule: messenger RNA, 492 nt
Organism: Loa loa (African eye worm)
Lineage: Eukaryota; Metazoa; Nematoda; Chromadorea; Rhabditida; Onchocercidae
Exons: 1
Source: RefSeq, a predicted model, not a curated record
AUUUGCGUUUCUUUUUUUUGCAUGCCAUUUAUUUUUACUUUAUUUUUGCAUGCUGAUUUAUUUGUCCAUAUUUUUUUUGUGCAUAUUUUACUACUUACUUUAUUUUUUCAUGCGUUUUACUCACUUUGUUUCUGCAUAUUUUAUUAUAAAAUUCUUUUCUUUAUGCUUUUACUCACUUUUCUUCCGCAUGUGUUAUUAGUACAGCUUUAUUUUUGCAUGCCUUUUAUUUAUUUUAUUUGUACAUAUCAUUGCUUACUUUAUUUUUGCAUGUCGUUCACUUACUUUAUUCUUACAUAUUUCAUUAUGAACUUCAUUUUUGAAUGCUUUUUACUCUAUUUUUCUCUGCAUGUAUUAUUACCAACAUUAUUUUUGCAUGCCUCUUACUCACCUUUUUCUUUUUUUUGUAACAUUUCAUUACGCACUUUAUUUUUUUAUGUUUUUUACUUGCUGCAUUUGUACUUAUUUUAUUACUUUAUUUUUGCAUAUCUUUUA